Messenger RNA from Lichtheimia ornata, 1521 nucleotides. RefSeq lists its product as uncharacterized. Gene Ontology annotation, biological process: rRNA processing; positive regulation of transcription by RNA polymerase I. The transcript has 4 exons. Lineage: Eukaryota; Fungi; Mucoromycota; Mucoromycetes; Mucorales; Lichtheimiaceae. Gene Ontology annotation, molecular function: protein binding. The record is from RefSeq and is a predicted model, not a curated record. Gene Ontology annotation, cellular component: nucleolus. Bases 1 to 1521 code for a protein of 506 amino acids.
AUGAGCGACCACCAAAAGCUCGCUGUCAAACAAAAUCCUCGCAUUCUCUUUCGAGACACACCAGAAGCCAAGUAUUGGCGACGAUUCAAGAAUCCAAUCUCGAUCAAGGAGUAUGGUCCUGUCACCUCGAUCUAUUUUUCACCUGCUGCACCAUACGACUUUGCUGUAUCGUCUUCGGCACGUGUUCAAAUCUAUUCUUCAAAGACACAUUCACCAAAGAAGACGAUUUCACGGUUCAAGGAUAUUGCAUAUUCCGGUUCUUUUCGACAGGAUGGAAAGCUCGUUGUAGCUGGUGAUGGCACUGGUCUCGUUCAAAUGUUUGAUGUCAAUUCACGUGCUAUUCUGAGAACAUUCCGAGGACAUUCAUUGCCUGUACAUGUUACGCGAUUCUCCAACGACAAGACGCAUAUUCUUUCAGCAUCAGAUGAUCGAACGGUGCGAUUGUGGGAUAUACCAUCAGAAACCAGUGUCAACGUAUUCGAGGAUCACGAAGAUUAUGUGCGUGCAGGUGUUGUGAGUGACGACAAUCCCAACUUGAUCUUGACGGGUUCCUAUGACCAAACCGUACGAUUGUGGGAUACUCGACAAAAUCAAUGUGUUAUGACGAUGCAGCAUGGCGCUCCUGUGGAAUCAUUGCUUAUGUAUCCUAGUGGUAAUGCGGUCGUUUCUGCUGGUGGACCAACACUCAAAGUAUGGGAUUUGCUUGCCGGUGGUCGAUGUAUGCACACUGUCAGCAGUCAUCAAAAGACAAUUACCAGCAUGUGCUUUGAUGGCUCGGCAUCACGCUUGCUUACGGGAUCUCUCGAUCAUCACGUCAAGAUUUUCAAUGUACAAGAUUACAAGGUUGUUCACAGCAUCAAAUAUUCGGCUCCUAUCAUGAGCGUCGCCAUGUCACCAGAUGAUACACAUCUUGUCGCUGGUAUGGCCAAUGGCUACUUAUCGAUCCGUAAGCGACAAGUCAAUAGUGAAGAGAAAGCUGCCAAAUCCCGGAAACAAGAACAAUUACGCAGCGGUGCUUACAAGUACUUCAUGCGUGGCAAAUCAAGCGUACCUGAACAAGAUGCCUUUGUUGUUGAGCGCACACGUAAAACAAGACUCAACCAAUACGACAAGUACCUCAAGAGCUUUGAAUACCAUAAUGCACUUGAUGAAGUGCUCCGUUUGCGCAACACCAAUGUCACUGCUGCCAUGUUACAGGAAUUGAUCCAUCGAGAUGGUCUUGAGUCGGCUCUCUCUGGAAGAGACGACGUGGGUUUGGAGCCGCUGGUCAGCUUCCUGAUACGACACAUUAAUCAACCACGAUAUACUCCUUUGCUUGUGGAUGUUGCAGAUGUUUUACUUGAUAUCUAUACACCGGUAGUGGGUCAAUCACCGCUGAUCGACGGCUUAUUAGGACAACUUGCAUUCAAGGUUAAUCGGGAAAUCGACUUGCAGAAGGACUUGACCCAAGCCAUGGGUAUCUUAGACAUGCUUUUUUCAAAAUCAGGAGCAGGCAGUGAACAUACUUCAUCCGACUAUUAA